UCCGGUGGAGAUCGCUUCAGCUUCUGCUUUGUACUCGCCAAGAUUAGGGAUGCAAAAGCAAUGUACCAUAGCCAAAACUGCCUGUUGCUGUAGCAAAGGCAUGCCGAAAGCUUCUGAGAAUCAAAACAUCAGGUUCUCUCAGAGUACCUAUGCUUAGCAUCUCAUUUCAAGGAGAAUACGCUUCCUAAUGUGCAUGACGCUGAGUCCAUGGCUACAAGAAUAGAUGAUUUGCUUGGGGUGUCUCUAGGACAAGUUUUCUGGAAACCAGAAUCAAGACAAAAAGGAAAACCAGUAGUUCCAGAGAAGGGUGACCAUGAUAAGACAAUAUUGCCAAAGAUGAGGUUUGUGCGAGCAUUUACAAUCAAAGUGAAAAAAAAGAAGAGAGAGAUUAGAGAUCCUGUCCGAGAAUCGAGACGAUGGAUGCUGGGAGAAUGCGACGCUCUUGUUGAUCGUUGGUGGACUCCGAGCUGGAGGAUCUUGCAAUCACAACAGCGUCAGUGCCGAGCCAGGGAGGGGUUCCCCGACGAUGACCCUCCGACGCUCAAGUCGGUCUCCGACGAUGUGUAAAUAAGGAAGCGGAGAAGCAGAGUAAUAGUGUAGCUACAGUAGAAAUUAUACAUAUCUCUUUUGAAGCUUGGUGCUCCUUAUAUAGGGCUACCGGGAGAGCGCGUGCACGCUUUUCGAGGUGUGCACGCUUCUCAACGCUUUCCCUGAAAAGACAUGUCAGGAAAACGUCUCUGACACCAUACCUUAAUGACCCGAGCAUAUCUCUGACUUGAUAGCGGAAGUUUCCGUCGUAUGAUCUUCUACCCGGCCAUGCCGCCAACCAUGCCGUCUGUCGGUAGCACGAGUUCCCACAAGGAUAUUGGCUGAUCCUCCUUUUGUCUGUUAGUGGGCCGAGCGGGAUGACCGCUCGACUAGCUCUCAGCCGUCCGGGUGUCUGACCCUUAGGCCGAAUGGGGUGGCCGCUCGGCCAACAUUCCAUUGUCCGAGCUCCGCUGUUGUGCCGAGAUAUAUCUGAGUGUGACUGCUCGGUUGCGCUCCCGUUUCGCCGGCUCUGAGGUUCGACUUAAGUCUGAGCGAGCCGGCCGCUCGACAUGUGCCUCGCCGACACAUGG
Zingiber officinale is the source of this 1118-nucleotide messenger RNA. RefSeq lists its product as uncharacterized. The coding region runs from base 208 to 567 and encodes 119 amino acids. NCBI's taxonomy places the organism in Eukaryota, Viridiplantae, Streptophyta, Magnoliopsida, Zingiberales, Zingiberaceae. The record is from RefSeq and is a predicted model, not a curated record. The transcript is spliced from 2 exons.